AUGCCCACAGCUCCCAAGGAUGAAGAAAACACAGAAGAACAAGAAAUUAAAAGUUUUGACCCAGCAAAGGGGACCAUCAUUGAAGCUCACAAGCUGCCCCCAGAGUUUGGGAAGCUGAAGCGUAUGCAGCACGUGAUCUCCUACAGCUUGUCACCCUUUGAGCCGCCCACCUUCCCAAACUACUUCAGCAAGGGCAUCCCCAAUGUGGUGUGCAUGGCUCCGCCAUUUGUAGUAUUUUAUCUGUUCUACACAAGGGGGAACCAGGAGUCUGAGUGGUCCAAAAGGAAGAAUCCAGCCAUGUACAAAAAUGACAAGUGA
Molecule: messenger RNA, 318 nt
Organism: Onychomys torridus (southern grasshopper mouse)
Lineage: Eukaryota; Metazoa; Chordata; Mammalia; Rodentia; Cricetidae
Product: cytochrome b-c1 complex subunit 8-like
Exons: 2
Coding region: 1-318 (105 amino acids)
Biological process (GO): mitochondrial electron transport, ubiquinol to cytochrome c
Source: RefSeq, a predicted model, not a curated record